AGAGAGAGAGAGAGAGAGAGCGUGGUGGAGUAAAGCUAUGCAAAGACCGUGUCUUGGAGUUAUAUUGCCAUUACGCACGAUUACGCACUGACAGCUACUUUCAGGUGGAGAGCGCUUAGCGGUAAGAAGCGCAAUCUUGGAUUCCUCACAUAUACAGGAGGAAGAACACAGUUUUUUAUCAACAUUCAGCCAAUCUUCAGCAGAACAGCUUGAUCUUCACAGCAGAGUCCAGCUGCCAUUCAUCCGCACAGGAAUGGUGGAUCACUUGCCGCUUGGUGAGGAGACCUUCCUGUAUUACACCCGCUCCCCGGGGUCUGACUAUAAAUGCCCAUGCUGCCACGCCAAUGGUAGCGUGUCACCGGGUAUCAUGGUAACUGAUGCAUGUAUCUACCACCACCACCACCACCACCACCACCCCUACCAAGGGGUGACACUCUCGUCUUCGCCUCACCAGUCUGAGGAUGACCUCAGCGACUCCUCCAGCCCUCGUUCCUCCCUCUGCUCCAGCCCCGAGUCCUCGUCGCAGACAUCGCAGCACCUUCUCAGCUCAAGCUACGAGAGCAGGAGCAGCAGGAGCAGUGGGAGCUCUUCAGGAGGAGAGAGUCAAGACAGCCUGCUGGACCUCCUUCUCUCACAGGCAUCCCUCACCACCUCAAUAAACUAUAAUGCCAGCAGCAGCUCUCUCUCCUCUCCUGCAUCUUCAUCUCUGUCCCUAUCCUCCCCACCUUCCUCUUCCUCCUCGUCUCCCACUGCUCCCCUUUUACCCAUGGGCCUGGCCUGGGAGUCCAAGAGGGAGCAACGGCUGAGUGUCCUCCAGCAGCAGGCCAAAGACGACAGCUACGAGUUCCCCGUCUUCUUAGACGAGCUGCAGGAUCCUGCAGCGCUCCUCUUUCAGCCCACCCUGGAGGAGAUUGAGGAGUUCCUGGAGGAGAACAUGGUGGUGGCGAUGGAGAAAGAAGAGGAGGGGAGUGAUGAAGAGAUGUCACAGAUGCCAGAGGACGUUGAGGCGGAAAGUACAAGGACAAUAGCGGGAGAAGUCAUAUCAGCGUUGCAGAACUCAGAUCAGACUGUGCCUGUGGCUCAUUCUCCACUGUCCUCCUACACAGAGACCAAACAUACACCAUGUGCCUCUGACAUGGACAGCUCACCAUCAACAGUGGAUGCUAGUUGUAUAGCUGGCACUAGUUCUUCUUUUAGUGGAGUUGAUGGGAUCAAACAGGAGGACUGUGGAUCACCGUCAGCCUCAUCAGAUGGUACCAAUGCUGCCUCCAGUGUGCCUGUCAUCUUACAAAUCCAGCCCAUACAGAUCAAACAAGAGCCCAGCCCCAGUGCCAUAUCAGAUGCUGUCACCCAGCAAGCCCAACCCCAGAAAACCCAAUCCCAGGCAACACAGGCCCAAUCGGAUAUCAAAAUCGCCCAGCUCCUGGUUAACAUCCAGGGGCAAACCUUUGCCUUGGUGCCUCAGCUGCUUUCCCCAGCAAACAUUGCUAAUGCAGGCAAAAAUGGAGGCGCUUGUUCGUCCAAAUUUGUCCGUAUCGCGCCGGUUCCCAUUGCCGCCAAACCCAUGGGGCUCGGGGAAGGCGGGUUGGGCGGAGGUUCGGCUGCGGGUGUGCUCGCCGGCGGCCAGAGGUACCAGAAGAGUGCUGUAGCAGACCUUAUUAAAAUGCACAAGUGCUCUUUUCCCGGCUGCAACAAGAUGUACACCAAGAGCAGCCACCUUAAAGCUCACCUGAGGAGGCACACGGGGGAGAAGCCCUUCGCCUGCACAUGGCCCGGCUGUGGAUGGAGGUUCUCCCGAUCGGAUGAGCUGUCCCGACACCGGCGCUCCCACUCCGGAGUGAAACCAUACCAGUGCAUCGUCUGCGAGAAGAAGUUUGCCCGCAGUGAUCACCUGUCGAAACACCUCAAAGUCCACCGCUUUCCACGAAGCAGCAGGACAGGACGCUCUGCAAACUGACCCCCCUAACCCCGCUCUGACAGACUGACGUUAAGCAGAGGAGGGUGGAGGAGGGGGGGCAAUGGAGGGCUGGAGAGAGAGAGUUCGGGGUGGGGGGGGGUUCCUGUAUGUGUGCGUGUUUGUGACGAAAGACAGAGAGGGAGGGGGGUGAAAGUCCAAACACCCUUUAAAAGGAGUCCGUGCAGGACUCUUUUGCUCGUGUGUGUUUAUGUUCAAAUAUGUACGCGUGACGUACAUUCAUGGUACUGUGAUAAUUUAUUGGGUGGCGAGGAAAAGACUGUAAAAAAACUAAACUAAAAACAGAAAACUGUUACUUGACACAACAGCCUCACAGGUGGAAUAAGCUUCUUGUAUACUUUUUUUGUCUCACUCAAAUCUAUUCUAAUUUGAAGAAAGAGUAUUUUUUCACUUUGAGGUGUGUGGUAUUGUUCAUGUUGGAGUCAAAAGCCUUAUAUCAGUAAAAGGGGUCUGCUACUAUUUAAAACCCCCAGUGAUUUUUUUUUACCUUCCUGGAGCCAAAUGUUGUUGAAAGAUAAUGCUGUUAGCAAAAACUAAUUUCUUAAUGUCUUGAAAUGUAUUUGUUGCCCAGCAACAAGAACUUACUGGACAUUGUAUUAAGAAGUAUUGGGAACUAUCGAGGGGCCUUGGUUUAAUUCUUUCUUCAUAGACGAUGUGUCAACAUUCCUUUAGCUUUGAAUGAAUCUCUUUGUUUCCUUUGAGUUUAAUUACAGGGAAUAAACACACUGUAGUAAUCUCAAACUGAAAAACAAAGCUCAAAUUCAUGUUGAAUUACUGCUCACCACCAAGAUCAUAUCACGACGUAAUUUACACUGACACAAAUUUCUGGUCAUCUGCCCAUACUGCGUAGAAUUUUACAACAUUGUGAAUUAUUGUUCUUCAAAAAACACCUUGUUUGUAUCAACUGGUCAAAAGACUUCAUCCAAUAAUGAAGCACAACUAUUUUCAACUCAUGAUAUGGUGCUACUUUGCAUCAUAUCAUGAAAGUAUAGAUAGAGACAAACAUUUGUCUCUUGGUUUUGUCAUGUUCUCUUAAGAUGUUAACCAUAUCAUUUGUUACUUCAUACCACUGCUGUCAAAGUAAUAUUAAAAUAAUAGAGCAUGGUAAACUACAAAGAGAAACAAGAAAAAGCUUCAAAUCACUCUUCUUCCCACAUAGUAAUUUCAAUACAGACUGACAUUUUAUACAUCAUGGGAAAUGAAUGAAAAGAUGAACAUCUGGAAUUUUUGUGCUUGUUGCUCUUUAGUUGAAACUGGAAUUGUGUACAGCAACAUCAUCAAUAACAAAUUCACCCAGACCAUAAAAAUAAAUGUCUUGUGCGAGGUUAUGUAACUUCAUAAUCUUAAAAUUAAGAUUAUGCAAUGGUGUCCACUGUUUCCACAAGUGGCAAUUAUAGGAUAAUGAUAACUAAUAAAUUUGACUUAGUGAUGUCAGCUACGCAGCAAUAUCUAUGUAAAGUUUGUUAACCUUAGCCAAUGUUAGCCCCAAUAAGCUACUUGUCAUACCAGAGGUUGCAGCGGGAAAACCUCUGAGUGUAUUGGAUUAAGAAAGGGAGUGUCUGAAUUAAACUUUUCAUUUGUAAGAUAAUGAAUGUGCUAUGUCUUCUUUCAAAAGUUACAUAGACUCGCUUAAAUAUUUGGAAUGUUUUAGGUGUCAGUUGAGAAAAAAAGAGUUUUCAGUUUGCGCCCAUAAGAGCCUCUUCUCUUACCAAAUCAAGUUUUAGCUUUUUCUGCUUCUCCCAACACAUUAAUUUCAAUAGAGAUUAAAAUAUUUACAUAUCAGAUGAAAUGAAAAGAUUUACAUAUCAAAUUUAACAGUUUUUUUGUUUGUUUUUUUGUACUUGUUACUCUAGAAAAGAAAUGUAUGCAGCUACAGCAUCAAAUAACAAAUUCAUAGGAAAUCUUUAGCAAUCUCUUUCAUUUACUCUGGUCUACUUGUUAGCAGUGAAAAGCACCCAGAAAACACUAUUAUCUGUCAUUUUGAACAUAUGAAAUCUCUUGCCUUUGUCUUUGUACUGUAAGGGAACAGUGACUCUUUUGCUUUUCAUUACAUUACAUGUACAUGUAUAGAUUUCUUUAUUCUGUUUUUUGCAUCUCAGUUGAAUUAAACCAAAUGAAUCAUGGGGGGGAAGGGGGGGAACACAAAAUGCCUACUGCACAGAGUCCAGAGAUGGAUUGUUGUGCCAUAAGGUCGAAGCUAAGGAUCAGUUGACAACAUUAAGUAUUGAAAUGGUUUGAAGAUAGGAAUGUAUCAGUUUAAACCGGCUGUUUUUGGAUAUGUUUGAUUCGCUGAAACCUACAAUGUUUGACAAACCCUUUGGGUGUUUAGUGCACAGCACGUGAAUAAGACGCUGUAUGGGGAAAGUGUAUUAUCUCUGCCAGGCAUUCCUUCCAUAGCUACAAUCAGAAAAGACACUUUUCUGAGUGGGUGUUUUAUGUGAACCCAUGAAUGUAUGUAAAUACUGAAUGUGCAUUUGGAAGGAGAACGGAAAUAUUCUUCUAAUGAUUUCUGUGAUUGUGAACAUUUUUUAAAAAUAUGUAAAGAAAGUGUACAUAACAUGAUAAUUCAAAUAUAUAUAGUGUAAAAAAAAUAUGGCAACUUUUUUGUCAGGUGUUUACGUGACACAUUAUUAAAACAGCUCAUAAAAUGUUUCAUGAUUCAUCCAUGGAUCCGCAUUUGAAUGCAUUUAUGUAACAGUUUUGUGACUUGCACAUAUUUUGACAGGUGCAAAAUGCAGUACAAUAUAAUGUAUUGUGACAGUCUGUUUUAAAUGUGCUUGAUUAACACUUAAAUACAAAAAGAGUUGCUACAAAUGUUAUAUUUUUGCUUUUGUUCUUCUAUGUAAAACACAUUUACAAUAAAAAUCCCAAA
Molecule: messenger RNA, 4847 nt
Organism: Scomber scombrus (Atlantic mackerel)
Lineage: Eukaryota; Metazoa; Chordata; Actinopteri; Scombriformes; Scombridae
Product: Krueppel-like factor 15
Exons: 3
Coding region: 254-1957 (567 amino acids)
Biological process (GO): regulation of transcription by RNA polymerase II
Molecular function (GO): DNA-binding transcription factor activity, RNA polymerase II-specific; RNA polymerase II cis-regulatory region sequence-specific DNA binding
Source: RefSeq, a predicted model, not a curated record